This is a messenger RNA of Maniola jurtina (meadow brown), 1382 nucleotides long. Its product is annotated as mitochondrial basic amino acids transporter-like. The coding region runs from base 233 to 1114 and encodes 293 amino acids. Gene Ontology annotation, cellular component: mitochondrion. Gene Ontology annotation, molecular function: high-affinity L-arginine transmembrane transporter activity. The transcript has 3 exons. The record is from RefSeq and is a predicted model, not a curated record. NCBI's taxonomy places the organism in Eukaryota, Metazoa, Arthropoda, Insecta, Lepidoptera, Nymphalidae. Gene Ontology annotation, biological process: mitochondrial L-ornithine transmembrane transport.
AGCGGACGAUAGCGCGGGCGCGGAGGGCCAGCACCAGCCGGCCGGUGGACGUCUUUGUACAGUCUCGUCUUGCAUCCAGGAGGCUGCACCGUAGCUGGGCCACUAGCGCAACUUACGUCCUACCAAUAUGUUUAUUGGCGUAACAUCUGUUGGAGGCAACGUGAAUUCGCACUACGAUUAUUUGAUUUGAACUACUUUUGAGAACCUUGAAUAUUUUGAAAAAUAAAAUAAAAUGGCUCUGGACUUCAUAGCGGGAUGUAUUGGAGGUUGUGCCGGAAUAAUCGCUGGUCAUCCAUUAGAUACUUUGAAGGUUCACGUUCAAUCAGGCAGAGGUAGUGCGUUGGAAUGUACUAAAGCUCUAUUAAAAGGAGGAACAUUGUCAACUGCAUAUCGAGGGAUAGGUGCACCUUUGGGAGGAAUAGCAGCGAUAAAUGCAGUAGUGUUUGGGGCGUAUGGAAACACACGAAGAGCACUUUCUGACCCAGAUGCGCUAGCAACCCAUGCAAUAGCGGGUGGAGCGGCGGGCAUGCUUCAAAGUUUUGCGUGCGCACCGGUCGAGCUCGUCAAAACCAGGCAGCAACUCGCUAGAGCGACAGAAGUCAUGCCUUCUGGAGCGUGGGCAGCAGCUCGACAUAUUCUGCGGAAUGGAGGAUACCGAGCUCUGUUUCGAGGGUUGGGGAUCACAAUGGCUCGCGACACCCCAGCAUUUGCGAUCUAUUUCGUGUCGUACGAGGCAAUGACACGCGGAGAUCUAUCUGUUCUGAAAGUGUUCGUUGCUGGCGGUGUGGCUGGAACGCUAUCGUGGAUUCUGUUGUACCCUGUAGAUGUUGUCAAAUCGAGACUACAGGGUGAUGCGAUAGGCAGGUACGCAGGUGCAUGGGAUUGCUUCGUGAAAUCAGUUCACAGAGACGGGUGGCGUUGUAUGAGCAGGGGCAUAGGUGCAGUGACGUUACGUGCGUUUAUCAGUAACGGGGCAUGUUUCACUGCCGUGGCGUGGACGGAGCGCGCCUGGCAACGCAUAUUAUCAUCAGACACUGCAUCAUCUCCAUUAGUUAAGGCAACAAUUAGCGAGGCAGUGAGAUGUGAUCAUUCUGAAUAUAAUUACGACAUUUAAACCAUUUCUGAGAUUGUUUAUAGGUCUGUUUGUUUUAAAAAUGGUAAAGCAAAAGUAAAUUAUAGAUGAAUGCUUACUUACUUAUUACAUUUCAGUGAUAGAUUAGAUGGUAGAAUAUAAAUUACAUAAUGAUGAUUGUAAAUCUAUCUACUAUAAUAGUAGGAAUAUAGUAUACCUAAAAGUUAGGAACCUAAUAUGUCCUGUACAAUUUAUAUGUUAUAUUGGUAAGGACAAGACAAACAACAAUAAAGUGUAUAUACCUUUUUUA